Odobenus rosmarus divergens (Pacific walrus) is the source of this 2275-nucleotide messenger RNA. It is a transcript of the gene OAS2, whose product is annotated as 2'-5'-oligoadenylate synthetase 2, 69/71kDa. Gene Ontology annotation, molecular function: 2'-5'-oligoadenylate synthetase activity; double-stranded RNA binding. Bases 3 to 2060 code for a protein of 685 amino acids. Gene Ontology annotation, cellular component: cytosol; membrane; nucleoplasm. Gene Ontology annotation, biological process: negative regulation of viral genome replication; defense response to virus; regulation of ribonuclease activity. Lineage: Eukaryota; Metazoa; Chordata; Mammalia; Carnivora; Odobenidae. The transcript is spliced from 10 exons. The record is from RefSeq and is a predicted model, not a curated record.
CAAUGGGGAGCUGGGCAUCACAUCUGUACUCCGUGCAGCCCGAGAAGCUGGAUGAGCUGAUCGAGAACUCCCUGAGGCCCUAUGGAGAGUGUCAGAUGCAGAUCGAUGACACGGUGAACGCCAUCUGUGCCGUCCUGCAGGAAACGGACCAGAUCCCCCACACGAUGAGUGUGGUGAAAGGCGGCUCCUAUGGCAGGAAAACCAUGUUGAGGGGCAACUCCGAUGGGACGAUUGUCAUCUUUGUCAGUGACCUUGAACAUUUCCAGGAUCAGAAAAAAAACCAGGAUAAAAUCCUCAACAACAUCUGGCAGUGUCUGAAAGACUAUCAGCUCACAAAGAAGCUGCCGGCCAAAAUGGAGACCCAGAGGUUCCACGGUGGGCUCACCCUCCGGCUAUCCACAAAAUGGCAGAGUAUCACUUUUGAAGUGCUGCCUGCCUACAACGCUCUGGGCCUAAGCGAGAAGCCCAGCUUCCAGACCUACCGAGAGCUCAGAAGAGCCUUGGACAUGACAGAAUCCCGCCCCGGCGAGUUCUCUGUCUGCUUCGCAGAACUCCAGCAGAGGUUUUUUCACAACCGUCCCAGAAAGCUGAAGGAUUUGAUCCUCUUGGUAAAGUACUGGUACCAACAGUGCCGGGAAAAGCUGAAAGAUUUACCCCAUCAGCCCGUGUAUGCUCUGGAGCUGCUUACAGUCUAUGCCUGGGAACAGGGGUGCAGAGCAGAAAACUUUGACAUGGCAGAAGGCAUCAGAACUGUCCUGGGGCUAAUCAGACAGCAGGAGCAGCUGUGCGUCUAUUGGGUGGUCAACUACAACUUUGAGAACGAGACAGUCCGGAACAUUCUGCUGAGCCAGCUCCGGUCAUCGAGGCCAGUAAUCUUGGAUCCAGCUGACCCAACCAAUAAUGUGAGCAAAGAUAGGGCGUGUUGGCAACAGCUAAAGCAAGAAGCUGAGAGCUGGUUGUCUUCUCUCAGCCAGAAUGAGUCACCUGGACCAUCGUGGAACGUUCUGCCCGCACCACUGUUCGCCACCCCGGGCCAUCUUCUAGACAAGUUUAUCAAGGACUUUCUCCAGCCCGACAAAAAAUUCCUAGACCAGAUCGCGGUAGCUGUUGACUUCAUCUGUAAAUUCCUUCAAAAAAAUUGCUUUCGCCCUUCAGCGAAAAAGGUUCAGAAGACUGUGAAGGGAGGGUCAACGGGCAAAGGCACGGCUCUGAAGAUUGGGUCCGAUGCUGACCUCAUCGUGUUCCCAGACUCGCUUAAAAGCUACACCUCCCAAAAAGCCGAGAGAUGCUCUAUCAUCAAGGAAAUCCAUAAACAGCUAGUAGCCUGUCAGCAGGAGAAAGAGUUUGCAGUGAAGUUUGAGAUUUCAAAAUGGAAGGCUCCCAGGGUGCUGAGCUUCUCUCUGAAAUCCAAAGUGCUCAAUGAAAGUGUGAACUUUGAUGUGCUGCCUGCAUUUAAUGCGCUAGGUCAACUGAAUUCUGGCUCCCCACCCAGCCCCAAGGUCUACGCUGAGCUCAUUGAUCUGUACAAAUCCUCAGACGCCGAGGGGGGAGAAUUUUCCACCUGUUUCACAGAACUGCAGUGUAACUUCGUUGUCUCGCGGCCCACCAAACUGAAGGAUUUAAUUCGUCUGGUGAAACACUGGUACAAACAGUGUGAAAGGAAACUGAAGCAAAAGGGGUCUCUGCCCCCAAAGUACGCCUUGGAGCUGCUCACCAUCUAUUCCUGGGAGCAGGGGAGUGGAGCAGAGAAUUUCGACACCGCGGAAGGUUUCCGGACAGUCCUGGAGUUGAUCACAAAAUAUCAGCAGCUCUGUGUCUUCUGGACGGUCAAUUACAACUUUGAGGAUGAGACUGUGAGGAACUUCCUACUGACCCAGAUCCAGAGAACCAGGCCUGUGAUCUUGGACCCAGCUGACCCCACCGGUGAUGUGGGUGGAGGAGACCGAUGGUGUUGGCAUCUCCUAGCAAAAGAAGCUACUGAGUGGUUGUCCUCUUUCUGCUUCAAAGAUGGGACUGGAUAUCCUGUACAAUCGUGGAAAGUGCCAGUAAGAAUAAUCUAAAGGAAGUGUCCUCUGGAGAUGCCCCUGUGACAUGCUUACAUCAAAGAGCUUCUCCUGUUGUAGCAACUUGGAAUUCAUUCUGCCACAAAUAACAGAUAGCCCAACUCAGGAGCUGAGAACAAAACAAAACAGGCUUGGGUUUUUUUGGUUUGUUUUGUUUUGUUGUUUUUUCCUUCCCGUUACAAGCAAUCCUAAGGCAGGUGACCCAGGACUCA